Messenger RNA from Penicillium brevicompactum, 1656 nucleotides. RefSeq names its product putative MFS transporter. NCBI's taxonomy places the organism in Eukaryota, Fungi, Ascomycota, Eurotiomycetes, Eurotiales, Aspergillaceae. Gene Ontology annotation, molecular function: transmembrane transporter activity. The transcript has 7 exons. Bases 1 to 1656 code for a protein of 551 amino acids. Gene Ontology annotation, biological process: transmembrane transport. The record is from RefSeq and is a predicted model, not a curated record.
AUGGGAUUGGGAGUUCUGGGAGACAAGCAUUUGGUGCAUGUCCCAGGCACCUGCGACAUCUACGAGACAAACGAACAAUCCCCCAUCGGCCUCAAAUGCGACACUUCAGGCUCAACGCCAAUCAUCCUCGUACCGCAACCCAGCAAUGAUCCCAACGAUCCAUUAAACUGGCCAUUAUGGCGCCGCGACCUCAUCCUCGCCAUCCUCUCCUUCGUCACAGUCCUCUGCACAACCCUCAGCUCCAUCCUCGCCGCGAACACCGUGACCAUCGCCGACUAUGAAGAGAUCACGUUUACCGCCGCGGCGUUACUGACCGGCUAUCAUCUUUGCGGCGUGGGAGUCGCGGGAAUAUUGAUCGUGCCAACUGCCCGGGUCUGGGGCAAGCGGCAUCUGUUUCUCCUCGGCCACGUGCUCAUGAUUGUGAGCUGUGUGUGGGCCGGCGCGAGCGGGAAAAACAAGAAUAGUCUACUAUGGGCGCGUGUCUUCCAAGGUGUUGCGCUAGCGCCGUUCGAGGCGUUGGUUAAUGCCUGUGUGGGAGACCUUUAUUUCGUUCAUGAACGAGGCAAACGAAUGGCAGUUUCGAACGUUGCGCUGUUCGGCGCUGCGUUCCUGACGCCCGUGGUGGUGGGCAAGAUCACGAAGACCAUGGGGUGGCAGUGGUCGUUUUACUUUGUUGCUAUCUUUCUUGGAGCUUCACUGCCGCUGAUGUUCUUCUUUGUGCCUGAGACUGCGUUCCGACGACCGGAGAAUCUAAACACGGAUUUCAAGCGCAGUGGUGGACAGGGGGAAUCAAGCGAGUCUCAUGUAUCGUUCGGUGGAGCUUCGAGCGAUGAGACGAAAGGAUUGAGCCCUGGCUCGAACGCGGCGGCUGAGACAGCGGUGCCGGUUCCAGAGAAGGAUUCGUUUGUGAAAUCGCUCCGACUGUUUAAUGGGCGGAAAACCGACGAGAGCUUCUUCAAACUGCUCCUACGUCCAUUCCCGCUGUUCUUACAUCCGGGCAUACUUUGGGCAUGCCUCACUCAAGGCGUAGUGAUCGGCUGGGCAGUCUUCUUCGGCGUGGUCCUGGCAAUUGUGUUUCUCGGGCCACCACUGUGGUUCGAGGAAGACAAGACCGGGUAUCUCUACACGGGGGCCUUCAUCGGCUCCAUUGUGGGUCUGGUUCUGUCCGGGUUGCUUUCCGACUCUAUGAACAAAGUGAUGAUUCGGUUCAACCACGGCAAGUAUGAACCCGAGUUCCGGAUUUUGCUGGUGAUCUUCCAGCUCAUCUUCUGUGGGAUUGGGCUCUAUGGAUUCGGGUGGACUGCCAACGAUGUGAUGCGAUAUGGCUGGUUGCUGCCCGAUGUCUUCUUUGCAUUCUUGAUUGUCGGCAUGGUGAUGGGCGCGGUUGCCGCGUCGCUCUACAUCGUUGAUGCCCAUCGUGAAAUGGCCAUCGAGGCAUUCACCUGCAUGCUCGUUUUCAAAAACAUGUUUAGCUUUGUCCUGACGUUCUAUGCGUACGAAUGGUUCUCCCAUGGAGGCAUCAAGCAUACCAUGGUUGUCCUUGGUAGUAUUCAGGUGGGGAUCUGCCUGUUGAGCAUCCCCAUGUAUCUUUUCGGGAAAUGGAACCGGUCGUUCUUCGCGCGUCAUGACAUCCUCGAGUUGCUGCAUCUCCGCUAA